AGAUAGGCGGGCGGCGGCGGUGGCGGCGCUGAGCCCGUGGACACGUGACGGAGGUGAAGGCAGAGGAGGGGAAGGGAGGCCCGGGGAUAAGGCCGGGGGCGCGCGGGGUUGUGGCGGUUGGCGCUGUCGGGGGGCGCACGGCGAGAUCAUGGAGCUGAAAUGGCUACUGUGUGUGACACUGCUAGCUCUUGGAACUCUUGCUGUCCAGGCACAUGAUAUGGAAGAUGACAAUGAUGGUGAUGAUGUGGUUGAUAUUGAGGAUGACUUGGAUGAUGGCAUUGAGGAGGCAGAAGAGUCAAAGCCUGAAACUAGCGCUCCUCCUCCAGCUCCAAAGGUUACCUACAGGGCCCCUGUCCCAACAGGCGAAGUUUAUUUUGCAGAAAACUUUGAUAAAGGAAGUCUGGAUGGAUGGAUCCUUUCUAAAGCAAAGAAAGAUGAUACAGAUGAUGAGAUUGCCAAAUAUGAUGGUAAAUGGGAAGUCCAAGAUAUGAAGGACACUAAGCUUCCAGGAGACAAAGGGCUUGUACUGGUAACCCGAGCCAAACAUCAUGCAAUUUCAUCCAAACUUUCAAAGCCCUUUGUAUUUGAUACCAAGCCCCUUAUUGUGCAGUAUGAAGUAAACUUCCAAAAUGGGAUAGAGUGUGGUGGGGCCUAUGUGAAAUUGCUUUCAAAAACUCCUGAAUUGAACCUGGAUCAAUUCCAUGACAAAACUCCAUAUACAAUCAUGUUUGGCCCUGAUAAAUGUGGAGAGGACUAUAAAUUGCACUUCAUCUUUCGGCACAAGAACCCAAAGACUGGUAAAUAUGAGGAAAAGCAUGCAAAGCGUCCUGAUGCAGACCUGAAGACCUACUUUACUGAUAAGAAGACCCACCUUUACACGCUGGUCUUGAAUCCUGAUAAUAGUUUUGAAAUACUGGUUGAUCAAACGGUUGUCAACAGUGGGAAUCUGUUAAAUGAUAUGACUCCUCCUGUGAAUCCACCCCGAGAGAUUGAGGACCCAAAUGACCAGAAGCCUGAGGACUGGGAUGAGAGACCAAAAAUUCCAGACCCAGAUGCUGUUAAACCAGAUGACUGGGAUGAAGAUGCUCCUGCAAAGAUUUCUGAUGAAAAUGCUGUGAAACCAGAAGGUUGGUUGGAUGAUGAACCAGAAUAUGUAGCAGACCCUGAUGCUGAGAAGCCAGAGGAUUGGGAUGAGGAUAUGGAUGGUGAAUGGGAGGCACCUCAGAUUGCAAAUCCUAAAUGUGAGUCAGCCCCUGGCUGUGGUACCUGGCAGCGACCUAUGAUUGACAAUCCAAACUACAAAGGCAAAUGGAAGCCUCCUAUGAUUGAUAACGUGAACUAUCAGGGCAUAUGGAAACCCAGGAAGAUCCCAAAUCCAGAUUUCUUUGAAGAUUUGGAACCUUUCAAGAUGACUCCCUUUACUGCUGUGGGACUUGAGCUAUGGUCAAUGACUUCUGACAUCUUUUUUGACAAUUUUAUUAUCUGUACUGAAAGAGCUGUGGCUGAUGAUUGGGCCAGUGAUGGAUGGGGACUGAAAAAGGCAGCUGAUGGUGCUGCUGAGCCUGGUGUUGUGGGCCAGAUGAUGGCAGCUGCUGAAGAGCGUCCCUGGCUCUGGGUAGUCUACAUCCUCACUGUGGCUUUGCCAGUGUUCCUUGUUGUCCUUUUCUGCUGCUCUGGGAAGAAGCAGCCAAGUGCUGCAGAAUACAAAAAGACAGAUGCUCCUCAACCUGAUGUGAUGAAUCCAGAGAAGGAGGAAGAAAAAGACAAAGGGGACAAAGAGGAGGAGGAGGAAGAAGAAACAAAUGAGGAAAAGCUAGAAGAGAAACAGAAAAGUGAUGCUGAUGUAGGAAGUGCCAGUCAAGAGGAAGAGGAGGAAGAGGAGGAGGAGGAAGACAAGAAACCUGCAUUAGAGGAGGAGGAGACUGUGAAUAGAUCACCCAGAAACAGAAAGCCAAGAAAAGAUUGAAAAAAUAAUAAUCAUAAGAACUUGAUCUGUAAUUUUUUUCCAAACUUGGUUCUGGGAGAGGACCUUGGACACCUUACAUUGAAACUUGGACAAACCUCAAGAUCUCACCAUCCACAGGUUCCAGUUACACUAUCCAAUGUAAUGGAGUGUCUAGCAGUAAAAUUUUUGCAAUCAUCUGUUUUAAAAGAACAUCAUUCCUGUAGAAAGAAUGCAUUUAAUAUAAUGGGCUGUGGAUUUUGGAAUGUAACAUAACUAACCUUUUCAUUUUGGUUUUAAAUACUCUUUUUUUGUUGUUUGUUUUUAAGUAGAUUGGUAGAACUUUGCCAGUCUCAAACCAUGGCUUAAUUUAAUAUAUUAAUUAGUGAAAAAUAACAAUGAAUCUUGAAAAUGCUAGAUGUUAAAAAUGCAGUUUUGUAACUAGCUUUUUUUACAAACAUGUAAAUUCCUAAAUGCACCAGUGUCUUUAUCCCUUAAAAUUUGAUAAUUAUGCUUAAAGUUGUCAAUGUAGCUGGCAACCCCUCUUCCCUCAAGGAAAAAAGUUAACUGGGAGCAGGGUGGGAUGUGUGGAAAAACUAGUAGUUAAACUUUGUAAUCAACUCCCUCCUUUGAGGGAGGGGGAAGAGGAAGGGGUGGAAGGAGGGGGUUAGCCAGUUUUAUGGAAUAUGAACAUUGUCCAUGGCUAAAGCCGACUUAAGUGUUACCAAAUGGUCUAGGAUUUGGAGUAGGUCAUCUUAAUGUGGCAUUUAAUCCUGCAGAAAUUGGAUUUUGUUAGUCCUUGACCCUUCUCAAAGCUAAAGGGUUAUUGGGGUGUCUAGACUAUUUUUCCUUUCCCCCUCUGUUCAGCCACUGAUGCUCUCCUUUCUCUGUGACUAUACAGCUUUUUUCUGAGCACAGCUUUGCCUCAAUUGCUGAAGUGCUUCAUGUUCAGCUCGUUGUCAAACUUUUUAUAGCUAGGCCUACUCCUUUCCAGGGUCCAAACACUGGAUAGGACAGUGUCCCAUAUCCUCUCACUGCUAUCACUGUAUGUCUACUCCUGUAGAAACAGGAGAGGUGGUCAGAUUCACAAGUUGAACUGAAAAUCUUUAAGAAAAAACAAAAAUGUCAGUAUUUGUAGGUGGGGAAGGAGCAUGUGGAAUAUCUUAUCUGGUAUGUGAAACUAUUCAAGUCUUUUAUCUGCUAUUCAUGUAACAAAUGCAUCCUAAAUUAUAUUGUGAAUGUUAGGGAGUUCCAAUUCCAGCUGAAUAAAUUUUCUAAGUGUUGAGUCUACAAUAUUACACUGUUUCAAACACUUUUUUGUGGAAUGCAGGUGAUCACUACAAGAGCAUACCUCUGAGGGUGAAAUCUAUGUAACUUCAUUACACUGUACCAAAUAUGUUGGAGUUUGGACGUCUAUAUAGAUAAGCUUUUGCCUUUGUUUAGAGUGAAUUAAAUGUCCUAAAAUUACUCUUGCACUGAAUAUAAACACUCCAGUGUUGUUUGGGCUAGGUCAUAGGUACCAUGUGGGGAAUAAUUCCCAGGGGUGGGGGAGGAAAGUGUUCUAAUUACCUUGCAAACAAUCUAACCAGUUACUAAAAGAUUCUUGUUUUGGGGUUUCCUUUUUUUUGUGAAACACCUUUUGCUGCCUGUCCUUAUGUUGUAUCCUUUCGUUGUUGUGUUGGAAAUACUAGAGACCACAAAUGCAUAGCAGGAUUUCUUGCUUUUUCUGCAGUGUGCAAAUAAACCAUUGUAAGCAAGAUACUGGAAGUAAUUUCAGACUUCUAUUGGGAGCUAUUGCAUGUCUAGAAUGCCUUUGCCUGUUGAACACCUGGUAGAUACUGCUCCUUACUGCCAAAAUAGCUUAUACUCUGACAUGGAAGAUGUCAUAGCUUAAGCAUUGCUACUAGCUUGUUCUCAGGACUGUAUUUUUAUCAAGGAGCAGCUGCUAUUUACGACUCUCAGUCCUUUGAGAUGAAGUAUAUGUAAAUGGUUUCAAGUCAGCUAACAAUUCUGAGCACAACAUAAAACUGUUAAUCUAAUCAGUAUUUUUAUCUUAAUAUGCAAAUUGCCUUAAAUUCCUGGACAGUUCUUGUGCAUACAUGUUCUUUCAAAGCAUCAAAAAUGAACUUAAGAUCUGCUAUCAGCUUUUAAGUAGUUUUAUAGUAAAGCUAACUGUGAAUCUACAUUUGCUUCUGCUAGAUCUCCUGAAAAGGUCUGUCUGCAUGUUAUGGCUUUUUUGAUACCUUAGUGUAUGCUUCUUGAGUAAUCACUACAAUAAAUGAAGACUUUCCAAAGUGGAUAGACAACUUAAAGGUUAAUUUUUUAUCCUACCUUCUCACUUGGGUGACUCAAUUUAACAUUAGAAUCACUUAGCUAGUUUUUUGCCAAGGCUUUAAAAAAAAAAAAAAAAAAAAAAGCCUGUAAAGCAUUUCGGUGUUUUCCAAGUACUGAAGCUCUACUUGGUCGCUACCCAUGAACUAGGUUCAAACCACCUUCAAAUAGCUGAAGAUGGGCUGGGUGGGGGUGUGCAUGUACAUGCUACAGCUGCUGGAGAGGAUGAACUCCACAAGCUGAACUUGUGAUGUCUGAGGACCAGAGUGAGGGAGGGGUUUUAGACUAAGACUGUUGAAGAAACCAAACAUACAAGUGCUUACAGGCAGUUAGAGGCCUGGAAUAGAGGAGACUAGAAAUGCUGAAGCCUUCUUUUUUUGUCCUCAGUGAAGGAAGUUGGGACAGACACAGCUAAUCUUCCGUAGAAAUGUAAUUGAACAUGAACCAGCCUUCUGCUAUGAUAAUAUUGAAUCAUCAUAGCUCAAGGACAGGGGCUGUAAAAUGCACUGAGGAUCCUUGCAGGUGCCAAGUGCUCAUAGAGGUAUCAGUGGUUGUCUCUUACUUUCUGUACUCCUUCCUCAAAUGCAGUGCUCUGCUUACCUGGCACUAGUGCCCGUGGGGCUGGUGAUGAGAGUCUCUGCACCCCCAAGGCUUCCCCAGUAAUCUGUAAUUGCCAGUAUUGCUUCAAGGUUUCCAAAAGAAACAGGACAAACCCCGUAGUGUUCCUGAACAAGGACUGUGACUUCUUUUGUGCAAAAGACCUGUCCAUUUCAAAAAGGUAACUGUAGAUGCCGUAUGCAUAUAUUAAAACCUGAAUAAAUUAUAAUGUAAAGUUAAUCAAUAAAGAAACUUAAAUCUC
This is a messenger RNA of Dromaius novaehollandiae (emu), 5132 nucleotides long. It is a transcript of the gene CANX, whose product is annotated as calnexin. Gene Ontology annotation, cellular component: endoplasmic reticulum membrane; endoplasmic reticulum. Lineage: Eukaryota; Metazoa; Chordata; Aves; Casuariiformes; Dromaiidae. Gene Ontology annotation, molecular function: calcium ion binding. The record is from RefSeq and is a predicted model, not a curated record. Gene Ontology annotation, biological process: protein folding. The transcript is spliced from 15 exons. Bases 149 to 1966 code for a protein of 605 amino acids.